CACAGCACUGGCACCGGAGUUUUUUUUCGAUUUUUUUUUUGGUUUUUGCACAGAUUUCGAAUAAAUUCAGUUUUUAACACUUUUGGCUCUUUUUGGCAGAGAAAACAGCAAUGGAAGAGGAGUUCCCAGAGAUUCAGCCUGAUGGCUCACUAUUGCUUGCGUGGCAGGUCAAGGACAGACCAGUGCUUGUAGUGGGAGGAGGAGACGUGGCUGCUUCGAGGGUGUAUCAUCUUCUCAACGCCAACGCCAAAGUCACUGUUGUUGCUCCAAAGAUCAGCAGGGAGAUUCAACAUCGCUAUGAGAAUAACCAGUUGUUUGAGUUGGUGCAGAGAGAGUUUGAGGACGAGGACUUGACGAGAUACGAAAACGACUCAGAGUUCCAAAGGUUGACUCGACAGUUGGAUGCUCCAGAUUUAUCCAGCAAGCAAAUCGAUGAGCUCGAUUCCAACAUUGAAAAUUACAUCAAAAACCACAGGUUUGCCUUGAUAUUGACUGCAAUCGAUGACCCAAUCAAAUCAAAAUACAUUUACUUGAAAGCAAAGUUGAACAACUUUGUGAUCAAUGUUGCAGACAGACCCAAAAAUUGUGAUUUCUAUUUUGGUUCGAUAUACAGAAACAACUAUUUGCAAAUAUUAAUAUCGUCGAAUGGCAGAUCUCCAAGAUUGACGAGAUUGAUUAAUGACAAAAUACUAAAACCGAACUUAGAGAAAGAAGGCGUUGAUUUCAAUAAAAUUAUCGAUAAUUUGGGCUAUAUCAGAAAUAAUUUAAAGACAAUUGUGGGUCAAAAUAAUAAAAUCAAAGAAAGAAUGGAAUGGAUCAAGAACUUAACUGAUUCCUACACUUUUGAAGAAUGGUCCAAAUUUGAGAAAAAGGAUUUAGAUAAUUUUUUGCUCGAAGGAAAACUUCAGCUUUUAAAACUUGAAUGAUAUUACAAAGGAAUAAAUGAAAAAUUUUCAUUAUCUUUGUUUUUUUCUUUUUUUCUUUUUUUUCCAAUUUAUCUAUUUAUUCAUUUGUUCAUUUGUUUAUUUGUUCAUUUGUUCAUUUGUUCAUUUAUUCAUUUGUUAAUUUAUUCAUUUGUUCAUUUAUUCAUUUAUUUAUUGAUCAUUUUCACUGAAUAAUUAUGAAUGAUUAAUCAAUAAUAUGCUCCUUUACCUUUAUAAUCAUUACUCACGUCAUCAUUACCAAUAUUAUUUUUAUCAAAAGAAUGAGGUGUCCAAAAAUCAUAUUGAGUU
This is a messenger RNA of Ascoidea rubescens DSM 1968, 1232 nucleotides long. It is a transcript of the gene MET8, whose product is annotated as bifunctional precorrin-2 dehydrogenase/sirohydrochlorin ferrochelatase MET8. Gene Ontology annotation, molecular function: precorrin-2 dehydrogenase activity; protoporphyrin ferrochelatase activity. The record is from RefSeq and is a predicted model, not a curated record. Bases 111 to 926 code for a protein of 271 amino acids. Lineage: Eukaryota; Fungi; Ascomycota; Saccharomycetes; Ascoideales; Ascoideaceae. Gene Ontology annotation, biological process: siroheme biosynthetic process. The transcript has a single exon.